This is a messenger RNA of Betta splendens (Siamese fighting fish), 1926 nucleotides long. RefSeq lists its product as uncharacterized. The record is from RefSeq and is a predicted model, not a curated record. Bases 588 to 1649 code for a protein of 353 amino acids. Lineage: Eukaryota; Metazoa; Chordata; Actinopteri; Anabantiformes; Osphronemidae. The transcript is spliced from 3 exons.
CACACACUACUACCACAACAACACAUAUUACAACAACAACACCCAUUACUACACCUACUACAACCACAACAACACCUACUUCAACCACAACAACACCUACUACAACACCUAGUACAACUAUAACACCUACUACAACCACAACAACAUCUACUACAACCACAACAACACCUAAUACUUUAUCUAGUACAGCCACAACCACAACACCUACUACAACCACAACAACACCUAUUACUACACCUACUACAACCACAACAACAGAUACUACAACCCAUACUAGAGCCAAAACAACGCCUACUACUACUUUAGCCACAAAAACAGCACCUCUAACUACUACUACACAUACUACUACCACAACAACACAUACUUAUAAACCUGAUACAACCACAACAACAGAUACUAAAACAACAGAUAGAAAAAGUAAAACACCUUCUACUUUUCAGACUGCUACCACAACAACAGAUACUACAACAGAUAGUAGAGCCAAAACAACACUUCUGACUACAAAUACACAUUCUACUACCACAUUUACAUUUACAUUUACAUUUACUAGUAACACAAAAAAAAACAUUGUUACUACAACACCUACCAUGAAUGCAACACGUAAUACCACCAGAACAACACCUAAGAAUACUACCACAAUAUUUACUAGUAACAUAACAAUACCUAUCGUUACUAAAACACCUACUACUAUUACAGCAGCUACAAUGACUACUACCACAGAAAAAAGUAUGCCUACUACAUUAACAACACCUACCAACACACCCAUUUCAAACACAACUCAUAGCAAAAUCAUUUCUGCUGUUCCUUUUACAAAUACAACUACACCUAGUAAUACCUCAACACGUACUAUUUCAGCUAAAACAACACCCACAACAAAGCCCGCUCCAAACACUUCAACAACACCAAUUUCAAAGAUAUCAACACCUAGUAAAACUACCUCUAAAACUGCCACAAAGACAAGUACAUCAGUCACACAUUAUACAACCACCACAACACCUGCUAAAAAUAACACAGCUACCUCCAAACCUACACCUCAAACAAAGACAGCUUCACCUACUACUAUUCGAUAUCCUACAACUGCACUACAUAAAAACACAUCCUCUGGUGAGACUGUAGUGGUUUCGACUACCACAUUAAAUACCAGAAAUCAUAGUGAUGGUAACACCAACACUUCUCAAAAGCCAACGUCAGACAGCACUGCAUCUGUGAAGCCAAAUGACAAGGAAACAUCUCAGAGUGUUUCCUCUAGAAAACCGGAUGGUCAUGAGACACCAGAUCACAACAUCAUCACUAGUGGCAGCAACAGCAAGAGCAACAGCAGCAUCAGUAAUGGCAGUGGCAACAAUUCAAACACUGACUGGGUACCUGGAUGGGCUAUAGCCCUCAUAGUAUUAGCUGCUGUCAUUUUACUGCUACUCAUAAUCAUCUUUAUUAUGAUGUUGGUUCGAUGGUGUUGUAAGAAAACAGGCAGUGACCAUAUGGACAUGAGGCAGGAUCCGUAUAACACGAAACAGAAACAACCACCCCAGGCUCCUCUGCCAGUAUACUCUCUUGAACCACCAGUGACACACAGCAUAGCGUCUGCUCCUUUAUUUAUUGGAGACUCACCUAAGAAGAACCGGACAGGGUUCUAUGCAGUAAAUCCUUAAGAGUCUCUGAUAAAGGAAGGUAGCCUGCUACGUUUAUGUGAAAUAUGUAAUUUAAAUAAACGUUUUAUUAUUAUUAUUAUUACAGUUUUGUUUGCAAAAGUCUCUAACCGUGUCAAAACAUUCAAAAUAUGCAACAAAAGCCUUUUUUCCUUCAAAGAACACAACUUGCAAACAAGUAUUUGAACGAUGGAUGGAUGUCCAAUCUAUCAUACAGUAAUACAGUAAUACAGAAUACAAAAUGCUGAUCUCAGUGUAAAUAAGUAAAUCAUUGAUUGUC